This is a messenger RNA of Gymnogyps californianus (California condor), 1053 nucleotides long. RefSeq names its product G protein subunit alpha transducin 1 (gene GNAT1). Gene Ontology annotation, biological process: adenylate cyclase-modulating G protein-coupled receptor signaling pathway. NCBI's taxonomy places the organism in Eukaryota, Metazoa, Chordata, Aves, Accipitriformes, Cathartidae. The transcript is spliced from 8 exons. Gene Ontology annotation, cellular component: heterotrimeric G-protein complex. Bases 1 to 1053 code for a protein of 350 amino acids. The record is from RefSeq and is a predicted model, not a curated record. Gene Ontology annotation, molecular function: GTPase activity; G protein-coupled receptor binding; GTP binding.
AUGGGCGCCGGGGCCAGCGCUGAGGAGAAGCACUCCCGUGAGCUGGAGAAGAAGCUCAAGGAGGAUGCUGAGAAGGAUGCCAGGACUGUCAAGCUGCUGCUGCUGGGAGCAGGGGAGUCGGGGAAAAGCACCAUCGUCAAGCAGAUGAAGAUCAUCCACCAGGACGGUUACUCGCUGGAGGAAUGCCUGGAGUUCAUCGCCAUCAUCUACAGCAACACGCUCCAGUCCAUGCUGGCCAUCGUGCGGGCCAUGACCACCCUCAACAUCCAGUACGGGGACUCAGCUCGCCAGGAUGAUGCCCGCAAGCUGCUGCACCUCUCGGACACCAUCGAGGAGGGCACCAUGCCCAAGGAGAUGUCAGACAUCAUCGGGCGGCUCUGGAAGGACACAGGCAUCCAAGCCUGCUUCGACCGCGCCUCCGAGUACCAGCUCAACGACUCGGCCGGCUACUACCUGUCAGACCUGGAGCGCCUGGUGACCCCCGGCUACGUCCCCACGGAGCAGGAUGUGCUGCGCUCCCGCGUCAAGACCACCGGCAUCAUUGAGACCCAGUUCUCCUUCAAAGACCUCAACUUCAGGAUGUUCGAUGUGGGCGGCCAGCGCUCAGAGCGGAAGAAGUGGAUCCACUGCUUCGAGGGGGUGACCUGCAUCAUCUUCAUCGCAGCCCUCAGCGCCUACGACAUGGUCCUGGUGGAGGACGACGAAGUGAACCGCAUGCAUGAGAGCCUGCACCUCUUCAAUAGUAUCUGCAACCACCGCUACUUCGCCACCACCUCCAUCGUCCUCUUCCUCAACAAGAAGGAUGUCUUCCUGGAGAAGAUCAAGAAGGCCCAUCUCAGCAUCUGCUUCCCCGACUAUGACGGUCCCAACACCUACGAGGACGCAGGCAACUACAUCAAGCUGCAGUUCCUGGAGCUGAACAUGCGGCGGGACGUGAAGGAGAUCUACUCCCACAUGACCUGCGCCACUGAUACUGAGAACGUCAAGUUCGUCUUCGACGCCGUCACCGACAUCAUCAUCAAGGAGAACCUCAAGGACUGCGGGCUCUUCUGA